This is a messenger RNA of Ruditapes philippinarum (Manila clam), 1230 nucleotides long. RefSeq lists its product as uncharacterized. The transcript is spliced from 10 exons. The record is from RefSeq and is a predicted model, not a curated record. Lineage: Eukaryota; Metazoa; Mollusca; Bivalvia; Venerida; Veneridae. The coding region runs from base 116 to 1213 and encodes 365 amino acids.
UUAUCAGAAAAUAGAUAAAGCGAUAUAAGACAAUAGGUCAGUAUUCAUAAUUGUUUCUCAUUCAUAUUAUCUCUCCGACAGAAGACAAAUCAUAAGCUCAACAUACAGGACUAUAAUGAAGAUAUUAGGUGUCUCCCUACGUUUCUUACUUUUAAUAAAAACUGUCGAUGCUUUCCAAUGUUUCUCUUGUAAUCAAAUUGAUGACCCGUUGCUAUGUAACAAGACAGUCACUUGCUCCGGAACACAAGAGUUUUGCUACAUGCAUGUACAAGAGGGAAUCUAUGAUAUGGGAUGCUCUGAUAAUAAGCAUUGCGGAGGCGUUCCUGACAUAGGCAUCGUUGGGCGGGGCUUAAAAUAUGUCCAACCUUACAUACGCAGCGAAUACGAUACUCGUAUUUUAUUGGACCGCAGAUCUUCGUAUUGUGCUGAGUGCUGCUCUAUGGAUAAUUGUAAUAUUGAUCUUUGUCAACAUUUGAAACCAACACAAUGUGUUGAUGAUGAAACUGUUGAUUGUGCAAAGAUGAACUCGAUCUUCCACAUCUGCAAUGACACACAUCAAGCCAAACUUGUCUGUCCGAAAUUCUGCAACUUAUGCAAACUUGUUGAUGGCAUAUGGGCAGAAUGGUCAAAUUGGGGUACAUGCUCGCUUAAAAGUGAUGUGUGUACGCAAUCGAGAUUUCGAACAUGCACCAAUCCUGCUCCUGCUUUUGGAGGACUUGGUUGUGAAGGAAGGAAUACUGAAACCAGAAAAUGCUCAACCCACUUUUGUCCUGGAGUAUGUGCUGGAAAAGAGUACUUGAAUUCAAGUUUAUCAAACGUUGCUAAAGGUAAAAGCGUCACAUUGAGUUCAUUAUUCGACUCAAUUUCUCCGAGAUCACUUAUGGUGGAUGGAAAUCGUGACAGCUCCUGGCCAUGUGCUUGCACUUUAAACAGUGAUCAUCCGUACGCCAUUGUCGAUUUGCAGCAUCCGUUUAACAUACUUUCCAUGUACAUUGUAAACAGAGGAGACUGUUGUCCUGAACGGCUCAAUAAUUUGGCUGUGUUCGUUGGAAACUCAACAUCAAGUUUGAGCCUUGCUGCACAACACCCAGGUCCUAUUGGUGCAGACUGUAUCUUAGUAUUCGAUUCAGCAGUGCACGGACGAUAUGUAAAACUACAAAUACAAGGCGUGUCGUAUCUAACAAUUUGUGAACUCGAAAUAUAUGCUGAAUAAAAAUUUUCAUCCCAAAA